Messenger RNA from Epinephelus fuscoguttatus (brown-marbled grouper), 2044 nucleotides. It is a transcript of the gene lrrc71, whose product is annotated as leucine rich repeat containing 71. NCBI's taxonomy places the organism in Eukaryota, Metazoa, Chordata, Actinopteri, Perciformes, Serranidae. The record is from RefSeq and is a predicted model, not a curated record. The transcript has 16 exons. Gene Ontology annotation, molecular function: protein binding. Bases 90 to 1490 code for a protein of 466 amino acids.
UAUCGCCCAGGGGUUCGUUUAGGUAGGAAGCAGUACAGCGACGUUAAGUUAGCUCAUUUAUCCGAUGAUUUAACCAUAUUUCGCCAACAAUGUCUAAAAGGGCAGAAAAGGAGAAAAAGGGGAAAGCAAAUACUAAGGAAGAGACCUCGAAAAAUACAGGACCAACUCCAAAUGAAAAAUUGCCUGUUGAGAUCUUUGGUGAAUAUCAGUGCUCGGGCAAUGUGGAGAUUGACUUUGCUGGACUUUGUGCUCUUCUGGACAUAAAGGAUAUCCCCGCUGUUAUCACCAAGCAACCAGCCUCCCCCACUUCUGAAACUGCAGGAGAGCAUACAGGUCAUGGCCAGUCACAGACAAAUGCUGCACCUUCCUGGUGGUCUAAGCGAUGCCUCCAAGUAGAGCUGGAGAAUGAAGACCCCCUCAGCGCCAAGCACCUGAAGAUUUUCGGAUGGAAGGUAGAUGAACAGAUUGCCAGAGUGCUACACAAGAUGCUUCCCUCAUUGAACAAGCUACAGCACCUUCAGUUUUGGCAGGCGGGUCUGUCAGAUCGAAUGGUAAUCUCCCUCAUGAACACAAUAUCACUGUGCUCAAACCUCAGGACUGUGACACUGCAGGGCAACCCUCUUCCAGAGCAGAGCUACCACCUUCUUCUCUCUGAAGCCAGUGUCCUCACUCACUUGUACCUGAAUAAUAACCGGAUAGGAGACGAGGGCGCUCGCCUAAUUGGGUUAGCUCUCUCUACAACCAGAUCUGCUAAUAAAAACCUGUUGGCACUCAAUCUAGCCUUUAAUUCUAUUGGCAAUGCAGGUGCUGCACAUAUUGCACAGGGCCUGCGGUUCAAUCGUUCUUUGCGCUUUCUCUCACUGUGCAACAAUCAGAUUGGAGACGCGGGGGCUGCUCAUCUGGCUGCGAUACUUGGUGAGUUUGCUCUCACUCAUGAAGAAGUUGUGGAGAGGAGGAAGCUGCUUCUGAAAAGAACGCUCUCCGCUGAUGCUGACCAGCGUGCUGAUCAACUUCCCUCAGUAGCCAGCAGCAGUUCACUGGGCAUCAGCAAAGGGGAGAUCAAAGACAAAAAACAGAAAGCACCCAAAAAGGACAAAGAUAACCCAGAGUCUAACAAGAAAUUCAACAGUGAAGACGGCCAGCAGGGGGGAAAAGAGAAGCAACUAUCUGCACAAGAGGAUAAACCAAGUACCUCCUUGAAUGAGCAAGGACAGUUGGUGAAGAUAGUGAACCCCCUGCUGGAUGAGCCGGUGCAGUACAGGGACGGGGAGCUUUUUCUGCCUGGAAACACGACUCUCGCCUCCCUCAACCUAGCAGGAAACAGGAUUACCGAGAAGUCACUGCCUCUUCUCCUGACGACAAUACAGGCGCAGGGUGGAACCUUGCUGCAUCUCUGUCUGCAGAGAAACCGCUUCCCUCCAGAGUGUGAGUGUUACGUAAAGAUAACAGAAGUGAUGGCACCCAGACAUCCACUCAGAAAAAAACUCUGAGCAGAGAGUAGGUACAGGGCGUAAACUCUUUACUGUGUACUGUAAAGGUUUAUUUGAUAAUAAUCAUUAAAUAGAUAUCAAUUUUGGCAAUGAACUGAUGUUUGGCAAUUUAUUGAUAUGAAAAAAGAUAAUUAAUAAUUUAAUUUUUUUGCAAUAACAUCAGCUAAAAUGGGCCAUCAGGUAAAAUAGGCCAUUUAAGGUUUGAGUGUCUCAGCUCUUUAAAAGUUGACAGCCAAUGAAUGCAAAUGAUUUCAAACUGCUGCCGCAACAGUAUUUGACAUGUAACAAUUGAUUUGAUUGGUCUAUGGAUGCUAUGGUGGGUGGGGCAAAGCCUCAUAUUGAGACUGCUCCAGAGAACUGCAUGGUGAGUGCCCUGACAUACCAAAUCUUAACUGUCAAUGAUAAGGUUGAUAAUUCAAUAAAAAACAAAUGUACAUAUAUAAAUAAUGAUGUAUAAUACAUGUCCUGAUGGCCUCCAUCAGAUAUAAUGCUAAUGUUUUGCUCAAUAAAAUUAUUUUUGAUGAAAAAGAAUUUUUUGUUAGUAGCCCAAUUUA